CGCUCGGAGCAGAGCGGUGUUCGAAAGCAACCGCCCGAUAACGCUGGUUCACAGAUGAAAACGACGCACGUGGAUGUAUUCAACCUCUUUUGCCCUGAAUUGCAGGCAGCAGCCUCCCACGCGGCACUGGGAGACGUAUCUGUGACGGUCUUUACCUUCCAUCCCGCUUACAGCUUUUCUGAUUUUAAUAUCUGCUAAUUGCUCGUCUCUGUAUGUGGACGAUGGCUUCUAUCUCGGAGCGCACGUUCAUCGCCAUCAAGCCUGACGGAGUCCAGCGGGGACUAGUGGGAGAAAUCAUCAAGCGGUUCGAACAGAAAGGAUUCAAACUGGUCGCCAUGAAAUUAAUACAUGCCUCUGAAGACCUUCUGAGAGAACACUACAUUGACCUAAAAGACCGGCCGUUCUAUGAUGGUCUGGUGCAGUACAUGCAUUCUGGACCUGUUGUAGCUAUGGUGUGGGAAGGACUUAAUGUGGUUAAGACUGGAAGAGUGAUGCUGGGGGAAACUAACCCAUUUGAUUCCAAGCCUGGCACUAUUCGUGGUGACCUCUGCGUUCAAGUUGGAAGGAACAUCAUUCAUGGAAGUGAUUCUGUGGAAAGUGCUGAGACAGAGAUCAAUUUAUGGUUCACUCCUGAAGAACUGGUUGAUUACAGAAGCUGUGCUCAUGAAUGGAUCUAUGAGUAAAACUGAGCCUCUACCUUCUGAUAUCCUUACUGUCUGUAAGCAGCUGCUAGCCUCUAGCUGUUUCGAAGCCCUUCAUAUAAACCAGUAGAAAACAUGUCUUAGAAAUCUGUGAAAUUGCUCUGUUGUGAAUAUUAAAUAUAGUCAGCAUUUGCUGCUGCUUUGGUUAAAAAGCUGUCAAGUUAUAGAUGGAAUUGUACUUUCAGAAAGCUGCUUCUGGGGGGUGAGAGAUAGGAGAUUAAAACACAGAGCAUAUAACACAUAUUUUCCUGAAGCACUCUGUAGUCAAAGAGGAUAGUUUGGUAAACAGAAAAAAAAUUGGUAAAAAUUUAUUUGGUAAGUAAUUAUGCAAAUGGCUCAGUGUCAAAGGUUGAUUAUGUUAAAAUGUAAGAGGACAACUGGUGGUAUGUAAAUAUAUUGAUAGUGUGCCCAAAUGUUGAGGACUGAACUUGCUAUCAAGUGAAUCUCCAUGCCCAAAAUGGCUGCAGAAAAAAAAGCUUAUUUAUUUCUCUCUCCAGAAUGUGCUGUGCCUGUACACAGAGCAUAGCUUUGAUUAAAAUGAGAACUUUCCUCUAGAUGACACUGUUUCAACUUGCUUUUCUUUUUUUUACCCCACACAGGAUUUAUUUAGCAUUUUAAGGAAGGAUUAAUAGGCCAGGCUUUCUGAAAUGCCCUUUUAUGUGAAAAGAAGAUUAAUGUGAGGAUGGAUGAGGGAGAUCUACUUUCAGCCACUUUAGUGUAGCAGUCCUCUGGCAUUGCACAGAGCAACAACAGAGUUACAUUUGCUUUACUGGCUGAAGAGCUGAUAAUUUAGCUAUGUCCUUAUUUGUGUUCUUUCCUUAACAGUUGGAACUCCAAAGCAAGCUGUUCUUGGAUAAGGUAUUUCAGAGGUGGCUCUAGCAUUAUUUUUUAAAUUUAUUUAAUCAUGUAAAGAAAUACAGUCAUAAUAAUGCUAAAUGUAUUUCAGUAGAGGUGUCUGCUUCUGUCAGAGAAAACUAUCAGCCUCUUGCAGAAAUCUGAACAACAAAUAUUCACUAGCUGUAUUGGACGAGGAACAUAAAAUGUAUUGGGGUCAAUAUUAUGUAUUUAUUUCCCUGCAACAUUGUAUUCAGUAAAAGCAAGAGUUUCAUUAAAUUAGUUGUUCCAACACCUA
Aquila chrysaetos chrysaetos is the source of this 1833-nucleotide messenger RNA. Its product is annotated as nucleoside diphosphate kinase-like. Gene Ontology annotation, molecular function: nucleoside diphosphate kinase activity. Gene Ontology annotation, biological process: UTP biosynthetic process; GTP biosynthetic process; CTP biosynthetic process. Lineage: Eukaryota; Metazoa; Chordata; Aves; Accipitriformes; Accipitridae. The record is from RefSeq and is a predicted model, not a curated record. The coding region runs from base 213 to 683 and encodes 156 amino acids. The transcript has 5 exons.